Cervus elaphus (red deer) is the source of this 10847-nucleotide messenger RNA. RefSeq names its product zinc finger protein 177-like. The transcript has 7 exons. NCBI's taxonomy places the organism in Eukaryota, Metazoa, Chordata, Mammalia, Artiodactyla, Cervidae. Gene Ontology annotation, biological process: regulation of DNA-templated transcription. The record is from RefSeq and is a predicted model, not a curated record. Bases 1 to 786 code for a protein of 261 amino acids.
AUGGGCUUGAAUUCUUCUGGAGCACUGGUGGUAUGGAUCCCUAUUGGAGCCUGCCCCGCGGGCCCAACGGCUCCGGUGGGAGGAUACUGGGACUCUCCGGCCCCGAGGCUAGAAGGUGCUGUGGUCGCCGCUCUCGCCGCCUCAGGUGCUGCUAGCUAUGCCUGCUCGGGACCCCACCUGUCACCAGGAGGGGAACAUGGAGGAGGAAGCAGUAGCUGCAGAGCUGCCAACAGCCUGGUCAGAGCCUCAGUCGUCGGGCUCCGUCUUCCUGAUGCCCUGGCCUCCUGGGACACUGAUGGAGAUGAGGUUGUGAUAUUUCAGGACCCAGUGACCUUCCAGGAAGUGUCGAUGGACUUCUCCCAGGAGGAAUGGGCCCAGCUGGCCCCCGCUCAAAAAAUCCUGUACCAAGACGUGAUGCUGGAGAACUACAGGAACCUGACUUCUGUGGGGUAUCAUCUCCGCAAGCCCCGCCUGCUCACCCAGAGGGAGCUGAGAACCCGGAAGAGGAGACUUCUCCAAGACACCUGUGCAGACCAGAAUUCUCAGCUUAAAACCCAAGAGACCACGGCUGGAAGGAAUAAAGUUUGGGAAAAACCACUUACUGGCAGGAAAGGGGCACCAGCUCAACCUAGAAAGAAGUCCUAUGAACAGAGUCUGUGUGGAAAAGCCAUCAGAAGGAAUCCUGACCUGACUACUAAGAGGAAUUACACAGGCGCGAAACGCGAUGAACGUAAAGAAUGUGGGGAAGCAUUUAGUUAUCCUUCCUUCCUUGGGGUGCACGUGUGAUCACACACUGGUGAGAAAACCUACAAGUGUUCUCAGUGUGGGAAGGCUUUCAGUUGCAACUCCUCUCUCGGGCCGCACGCAUGAAUUCAUCCUGGAGAGGAACCGUGUAAGUGUGGCUAGUGUGGGUAGAUCUUCAGCUCUACCUCGAGCCUCGCUCUAGCCAAGAGGAUGCACACUCAGGAGAAGCUGUGUGAAUGCAGUGACUGUGGGAAGGCCUUCGUCAGGAGCAGUGACCGGACAGUGCGUAGUGCACACGGGCGAGAAAUGCCGCCAGUGAAGUGAUGCGGCAAAACCUCUAGCAGAAAGUUCUUUCUGAUGGCGCACAUGAGAACCCAUACUGGGGAGAAGCCCUACCCAGUCAGCGCCUGCAGAAAAGCCUUCCAUACGAGCUCUAAGGCGACUGCCCACAAGAGACUACAUGCAAGAGGGAAGAUGUAGCAGUGUCAGAAGCUCUCCAGUCAUCAUUCAUCACGUAGGAAACACGUGAGGAUGCACACUGAAGACAGGUCUGGGAGUGGAAGCCGAGAAAGGCUCAUCCGUCCCACAGGAGAGCAACUCUAUGAAUAGCUUUGGUAUGGGGGGAAGCCUGCUGGGGCUUAAACUACUGCACAAGGAAAUUCAGAGUGGCAGGGAAAACAUAUAAACGUGAAGAAUGUGGGCUUGCUUUUAUUAGGUCCUAUCUUGAAGCUGGAAAUCUAGCUCAUUAAUUUUCAGUCUGUGUUUUUGAAUUUAAGCAGUUAAGGCCAUAGAUAUCCUGCUAAAUACCCUAUUUGACUACAUUACAUGUGUAUGUGCUCAGUCAUGAAGCCGUGUCUGACUCUUUGCCACCCUAGGACUGUAGCCCUCCAGGCUUCUCUGUUCAUGGGAUUUUCCAGGCAAAAAUACUGGAGUGGAUUGCUAUUUCCUCCUCCAGGGGAUCUUCCUGACCCAGGGAUCAAACCUGCGUCUCCUGCAUUGGCAAGUAGAGUCUUUACCACUGAGCCACUGGUUGAACCCGCACAUGGGUUUUAAGCUAAGGUUUUUAAAACUUUGGUUUAGUUCUAAGUAUCAUCUGAUAUAUCUAUUAGACCUGUUUUAACUCACAGUGUCACUUUACUUUUUAAGCCUAUCAAAAUACUACUUCACUUGAAUUUCAUCCAGACUCUCUCCUUCCCCCCAGUCCUCUAAUACCCCUGUGUCUUCCGUGGUUUGGUGGGACACCCGGUGGUUCCUCAGGGAUGUCGUUUCUUGUGUAACAAGUUGGUAAAUCUGACCUUGUUACACUAUAGGUUUUGUCCUUGGUGGUCUUUGGCUGAUUUGUGUUGGGACAAUAAUGUGUAGCCACGAAUACACUCUGCUAGAAAUGAGAAUACAUUUAGAUUCUCAUCUUCUAAAAUGUUCCUAAAAUACCCUUCUAAAAUGUUUUCCUAUACAUUGUUGAUUUUUAUUUAUGGUGUCAGCUUUUGUUGUUCAGUCGCUAAGUCGAACAUAAUUUCUAUUCAAAGUUGGGAGAUGAACUCCAGGAAAUGGAAUUUUGUGCUGAUUGUUGAACCACAGUUUUUUAAACAUCUCUGCUCAUUUUAUAUCUGCCAUUUCCAAGACCAAGAAAAGAAAUCUUUAAAUGUAUUUUUCAUGCAGGCAGCUGUUUCUUUGAACCUCUCUCUGGUGAAUGAUGUUUAAUUUUAUAAUUCUGUCUGAAAAGUUACCUUGCAUGUAAAAUGCACCAUUUUAAAUGUCACAGGUUGAUGAAAUUUGACCAGUGUGUAAACCUCUAUAAUCACCAUCCGAAUUAGGAUAUAAAACAUUACCAUCUUCCCAGAAAGAAUAACAUUGAUUUUUCCUAUCAUUAACAAAGCUGUAAACUGUGGAAAUGAAAAUGCUUUUGUGUUCCAUAAUAAAAGCAGCAAUUUGAUAGGGAAAAAAAAAAUUGCCUGGUGGAAAUUUCCAGUGGGUAGGACUCCAUGCUUUACUGUAGGAGGUGCAUGUUCUAUCACUAUUUGGGGAACUUAAGAUCCCGCAAGCUGCAUAGCAGCAAAAAACAACAACAAAAACCCUCAAUAAACAACAUGACUUUAAGCCUGGCAGUUUAACCUGAGUAGACAGCCUAGAAGCUGAUCGCCUCAUCAUGCAUGGCCACAUCACACGACGUGAUAGGCCAGUGUCCUUCUCAGUGCCCUAAUCAAGAGCUUUGUACAGGACUCUAAACACCUUAAAGCAGUUGCGUUGGGGGUUAAUUUGCAGAGCAGAUUUACUGUUCUAAGUUAGGCCAGUCUGAUGUAUUUCUUUCUCAGCCCUCCAAAACAGUAGGGUUUUUAAAAAUUGUAUAUUUAAAUUUAUUUGACUGUGCCAAGUCUUCGUUGUGAUCCGUGUGAUCUAGUUCCCCAACCAGGGAUCAAACCCAGGCUCCCUGCAUUGGGAACACAGAGUGUUAACCCCUGGACCAACAGGGUAGUCCCCCCCACGCACACUAGUUUAACUCUUUGUGUUUUGUGCAUAUUUCUAAACCUACACUUUAAGACAGGGGUUUGCAAACUUUUUUGGUAAAUGGGGAGAUAUUAAAUAUUUUUGAUUUGGUGGGCCAGAUGAUCUCUGUUACAACUACUCAGCUCUACCAUGGCCACAGAAAAUACAUAAAUAAACAGGUGUGGCUGUGCACCAUCAAAACUAUACAAAAACAGAAGCCAGGCUGGCUUAUCCUUAUUUCAAGGCAGAGGUUGCAUUAAGAAAGUGGAAAAAGGAGACUCGUGCUUUCGAAAAGCACUGCACCUUAUUGGCUUAUUUAUUAAAAAAAAAAACAAAAAACAAAACACUCACAGAACUUUGAAGUGUGGACACUGGAUCCUCAGUAUGUAAGAAAUUGGGAAUUUCCUGACGGUCCAGUGGUUAGGACUUGGUGCUCUCACUGCAGUGAUUCUGCGUUCAGUCCCUGGUUGGGGAACUAAGAUCCCACAAGCUGAGAGGCCUGGCCAAAGUUAGAAAUAUUAAAAAAAAGUUAAUUUCGAUCAACAAAUGUGAUCUUGAGGGAAAAGGGAAACUAGGAAAUGCAGCUUCCAAAGUUCAGAGAAUACACAUUGCUGGUGGGAACUUAAAAUGGUGUUGGUUGUAACUGAAAACCACUUGACCCUAAAGAGAAAUCAAAAGCUGUCCAAAGACUUGCACACAAGUGUUCAAAACAUAUGUCAUGAUAGCCAAAAAGAGAAAACCCCAAAUUUCCCUUUGGGGAGCUGGAGAAUGAAUAAAUAAAAUAUAGUUAACUGUACAAUGAAAUAUUAUUUGGCCAUACAAAUACAUGAAGUUUUUUUUCUUUUUUUCCUUUCAAUUUUUUAACUGUGCCAUGCAGCAUGUGGGAUCUUAGUUCCCAACUGGGGACAGAACUUCUGCCGUGGAAGCUUGGUGUCUUAACCACUUGACCACCAGGGAAGUCACGGAAACGAAUGAACCUUGCAAAACAUGCUCAGUGAAUGAAACCAGUCACAAAGGACCACAGACUGUAUUAGCCCAUUUAUGUGACAUAUCCAGAUUAGGCAGAGAGGGCAUAGAAACAGAAAUGAGGUCCACUUUUGCCUGGGCUGGUGGGGAGAACCUGAUUAACUAUGCAGGCAUGAGGGAUCUUACUGGGGUAAUGGAAAUGUUCUAAAACUGGUUCAUGCUGAUAGUUGCACAGUGUGAUACGUUGACUAUAAAUCAUUUGAGCUGUACAUUUCAAAUGUGUGAGUUUUAUGGUAUGUGAGUGAUACCCCACUAAAGUUGUUUUAAAAGCUUCUUCCAUUGUGCAUUCAUUUUGGUAAACAUAGCUACUGUCUUCAUCAUGGCAGGAUAGACCCAUAAUACUCAGUUGUGAAGUCAUCCUUGUAAUUGUGGCAUUCCUCGGAGAGGACAGUCACUGUCUGUUUUCUCAAAUGCUGGUAUUCAAUUGUUAAUGAAUCUUCUUUGGACUGAAUGAAUGAUCUAAAGAUCAUUCAUCUAAAUGAUCUAACUCAUUUAUUGGGGUUCAGUUGGGGGUAUUUAUCUUGGAGUGUCAUCUUCUCUUUCAGGGUCUUCUUCCUUUUAACCCAUAGUUUCCAUGCUACACUUUUUAAUUUGGUUCUUUUCCUUGUGUCGUUUAGACGUCUUUUUGGACUUCUUGUGAGAAAUGGCAUGGUUUUCUUUCCUAGAAUCUGAAUACUUCACACUGUAUUUCUGGAGAAGACCUAGAGGUAUAUGUGUCUUGCUGGUCCUCAUAGAGAGUUCUCUUUGUUGAGUCUGUUCAUAGCAAAUUUGAUACACUCCUGUCUAAUAACUGAUGGGUAGAUCGUUGGGGGGAUUUCUACAGAUAAUCAUAUCUACAUAUACAGAUAGAUUUCAUUUGCUCCUUUUAAAUUCUUACCACUUUCUUAUGCUCUUGUUGCCUAUCUCUGGCAGGGGCUUUUGAAUCCUAUUGAUUAGAAGGGGCCUUCUGCACCUCCUGAUCUUAAAGGGCAUUGUAUUCCUAUUGUAUCAAAGUGUUGUCUGCUGUUAAAUUUUGGUGGAUGACUUUAUCAGGAUGAGAAAGUUGCCUUCUUCUCCUAGGGCAUUAGUGUUCUUUCUUAAGAACAGGCAUUGCAUUUUUUUUUUUAACAAAAUCGAAUGUCUGUUCUGCAUCUCGUGAGAUGAUAGUAUUUGUUCAUUGAUGUAUUUCAAAACCCCUGGAACAAGGAUAGAACUCAUAGCAGGCACUCAAUAAGUAUUUGUUGAAUGAAUGAAUGAAUACAGGUAGCUUUUUUUUUUUUUUUUUAAACAUGUCUGUGUGGUAAAUGACUUGAAUUGACUCUUCUACUGUGCUAUUAACCUUGCAUUCCUGGCUAACUCUGCCCUCUCAUAUCUACUACACAGCACUGCUCCCAGUUUGCUAGCUAGGAUUUUUGCAUCGUUGAGUGACAUCAGAUUGCAAAUUUCCCUUUGUGAUGCUGUUCUUUUGUUGUUGGGAUAUGCCAGCCUCAUAAAGUUAGUUGGGGAAAUUCCCUCAAAGUCCAUGCCUUCACUCACCAAUUAUCAACUUUUUUUUUGGACAACUGUUUUAUGUUUUCCCUCCUCAUGUAUGUCCAGCUUUUUUUUUGGACAACUGUUUUAUGUUUUCCCUCCUCAUGUAUGUCCGACUUGUUGCGACCCCAUGGGCUGUAUAGCCUGCCAGCCUCCUCUGUCCGUGGGAUUUUCCAGGCAAGAAUCCUGGAGUGGGUAGCCAUUCCCUUCUCCAGGGGAUCUGAGCCACCAGGGAAGCCCCCUUUCUUUUUUUAAUGGGUGAGCCAUUACAAACAUAAGACUUCGUUAGCAUUCAUCCCAAGACCCAGGAUAUUGUCAAAAAUAGAAAGAUCUCCCCUUCCUCUAGGCUGACCGUUAGUCUGCCACAGUUUCAUGGACGUUGGCCAGAGACACCAGAUUUCUGGAUCAGAGACUUAAGGGCUUUAUUAACAGUGCAGGAGGCCACAGAUUCUUCACAUUCCUGUUGAUUUUCCUUGACUCCCAAGUUGCACAAGGGUGAUGUGAAAUGACCCACGUGGCUGCUACACAUGAAGUCAGUUUGUGUCACAGCUCAGGAACCCCAGGGUUUUCUAAUGAGCUGUAAACAAAUCUGCCCCAUCUUUGCCUGGGAGGGAGACUUAACUUUCUGACACUGGAUUGCAAACAUACCUGCCCUCUGCUCCGAGGAUGUCUACUCGAUAAGCAUCCUCAAGGACACAGUCCAGAACAGAGCAGGACAUGUGGAACUGUGAGUUAUCCCAUGGAGAACCAUCUCCCAAUGGACAUUUCCUCUGUAAUCAAAAUAUAAUGAAUAUACAUAUGAAAUUUAACAUGGAUAAAAUGUUAGAGCAUACAACCUCUAAUCAAAUUUCUCCCCACAAAUAUCCUUUCUUGAAGAUUCAAAAUAUAAUUUUUUAAGUUAUUUUUAAAAAAAACCUUGGGAAUUCCUUGGUGGUCCACUGUUUAGGGCUCUGCACUCUCUGCCAAGGGGCCUGCUGGGUUCAAUCCCUGGUCUGGGAACUAAGAUUCCACAAGCUACGAGAUACAGCUGAAAAAAAAAACAAAAAACUUACAUAACAAGUCCUGGGAAAAUAGACACUUAAAUAUAGCCUUCUGAAAAUAGUGACUUGAUUCAACCCAGAAGAAUCAGGUAAGACCAGGAAAUGGAUGCUCGCACAGAAAACUUUUUUUUUUUUUUUCAUGGAAGUUGUGAAAGCCCUCAUGAGCACCCAUCCUUCUAUGUCACACGUAAGGACAAAUAGAGAAGGGUCGUGUUAGUGUAACGACUAUGGAUGGGCCUUCAGAUGGGACCUUCGCUUACUAUUUACAAGAGAACUCAUUUUGAGAGAGGGGCUCUGUCAAUGUUAUGAAUGUGGGUUUGGCUUUAUGCUACAUUCUUUUUUUAAAAAAUUACUGAAGUAAAGAUGAUUUACAGUGUUGUGUUAGUUUCAGGUGUUCAGCAAAGUGAUUCAGUUAUAUGUGCCUGUAUAUAUUGUUUCCAGAUUCUUUUCCCUUCUAGACAUAGCCCCCAGUGCUGCGUUUUUUACAUGGACCCCGAGCUCAUUAGUUUCUUGGCUUUUCCUUGCGUAAUAUAAAUGCUCAAGGCCACAUAUAUCACUCUAAAUGUCCUCCAAGUUAUUCAACAAGUUGUGAUGGGUGAUCUUAUUACUUAUUGUGGCUCAGUUCUAAAUACUGUCUUAUUUCCGUUUUGACAGCCCCUUACACAUGGGUUAUUCAGGAAUAUGUCUUCUAGAUGCGGUGCCGGGGUUUCUCGGUCGCCUUGUUUUUCAUUUCCAUUCUAGUUGUCUGUGGUUGGAGUCAGUGACCUGUAGGAUGUGGAAUCUUUGGCAUCUGUUGGGACUUUAUGGGCCCAGUGCAGCAGACAUUGCUCUGUGUCCACUCUUCCCACUUCCUACUAUCACAACCUGGGUUUUGCUCAACUUGUUAAAUGUUAGCAAAACAAAAAACAGCAAACCCAGCUUGCUCUCUCCAUCUUUUUUCUUUUUUUAAAAAUUAUUUAUCAUUGGAUGUGCUAGGUAUUUGUUGCUGCAGACAGGCUUUCUGUAGCUGGGGUGAGCAGGGGCUACUUUCUCUUAUGGGGCGCAGGCCUCUCAUUGUGCUGGCUUCUCUUGUGGAGCAUGGGCUUCAGUUGUUGUGGUGCAGAGGCCCAGUUGCUGCGCAGCAUAUGGGAUCUUCCUGGGCUAGGGAUCGAACCCAUGUCUCCUGCAUUGGCAGGCAGAUUCUCAUCCACUGAGCCACCAGGAAAGUCCCUCCCCAUCUUUCCUGAAGGAAUGCCUCACAGCCCUGGCACAUGGCAGAGAGGCAGAAUCACUGGUGUGAUUUCUAGGAAAGCUGUUGUAAAGGGGACAAUCCCAUGCCUGUUAUCUUACUCUCUUUCUCCUUGGGCCUUCCUCCUUCUUUCUGCCUGGAAAGUAAAUACAAUGCCUGGGAUUGGAAGAAGGUGACCAGUAGGCAGAAGCCACAGGCAAAGAUGGUGCUGCCAGAACACAAGGCUUCCUUGCUUCUCAGCAAUUUCUCUGAGUGGCUGUACCGACACUGAACUGCUUAUCUCUAGACUCAUGCAUGGUACAUGAGAAAAAGAAAGAUUCUUUUUUUUUUUUUUUUUAAAGUCUCCACUGUAGUUUCAUGAUGGGGGAGCUAUCAAGAGUUUUUUCUUUAUUUCUCUUAGGAGUUUAAAAAUUUUUUUAUUUGACUGCAUUGGGUUUUAGUUGCAGCACACAGGAUCUUCGUUUCGUCAUGUGGGGUCUUUUGUUACGGCACACAGGCUUCUCUCUAGUUGUGGCUCACAAGCUUAAUUGCUCCACAGCAUGUGGGAUCUUAGUUCCUGGACCAGGGAUUGAACCCGCAUUCCCCUGUGCUGCAACAUGGAAUCUUAACCACUGGAUCGCCAAGCAAGUGGUCCUGCCAAGUGUUUAUCACUCCCGUUGAGUACAGCGUCUGCUGGUGUGGUUGCCAGGAGAGCCCGCAUCUUGGGUUCCCACCUCAUGGGCUUGGUUUGCUAGUGGCCUGGUUGCUGCCCCGCGCAGAACCUCCCUCUGGGGUCGUGCUAAGACUGCUCCUGGCAGGGACUAAGCCUGGCAGGAGUGCUAGUACAAGCCCAUCCCUGUAGGUCAUGGGCUCUUCCACUGAUGGCCACAGUUCAAGAACCCCCCACUGGUCUGGCCCAAACUUGGCUAGACUGUUCCUCUGUCUGGGACUGUCCUGACCCAGCCUUCCUCCACCUUUCUCUGUUCCUUCUGACUGAACUUGACCGCAGGUAACAGAAUAUCAAUGGGAGUCAUUGAUAAACUUGUCAAAGCUGAUUCUGUGACCUGCUGUCCACAAAAACCUGAUUGAAAUGGGUUCAGAAGAAACUAGGAGAAAAAUUGGAGACAGCAAGGAGAAAGAUUUUUUUAGGUCUAUUUUGUUCAAUAUUAUUAUUAAAAAAGCCACGCCAGUCUUCUGUCAGAUAGUUCUCCCGCCUCAUGUUAAGCCUUCGGUGUACUUUAGAGGUGUCUCUUGUAAAAAGGAUGUAGCUGGAUCCCAACCCCCAUGUCAGUCCACUCUGAAAGUAUCUUUCAAUCUGUAAACCCGUCUAGUUUUUUAUUGUGAUUUCUAAUGUAUUAGAUUAACUUCUACCACCUCAUAGUUCUGAUUUCUAUUCAGAUUUCUUUUAAAAAAUGGCAACAGAGAAGAUUUGAUGCAAAUGUAUAGGUACAGUUAAAAAACAAACAAUCAACUUGUGAUGCUUUAGUCGCUAAGUCAUGUCCGACUCUUACGACCGCAUGGACUGCAGUCCUCCAGGCUCCUCUGUCCAUAGGACUCUCCAGGCAAGAAUACUGGAGUGGGUUGCCAUUUCCUUCCCCAGGGUAAUAUUAUGUAUCCCCUGCCAAAAGAAGAAAAAAGAAUGCAAGUAAACAACAGGUGAAAUACAGAUGUCUGUACCUGAGUUAAUAAUAUUCCGGCAAUGUCAGUAUGUAAGGCAUUGUCAUUAGGAGAUGCCGGACAAAGAGUCCAUGGGACCUCAGUACUAUUUUUGUAAUUUCUUGUGAUCCUUAAAUUAUUCAAAAUAAAACAUGGCUAAAAAUUGAGAAAGGAACAACACUACCUAAAUGAAUAGUGUGUUAAUACUUUCCUACUUUUGCUCACUCAUUUUUGAGAUUUAUUUAAGUCACAUGAAACUAUAAUUUAUAUAAUUGCUACAUAAGAGUCUUUUGUAUGAAUGUACACAACUUACUUAUCCAGUCUACAGUGGAUGGGCCUCUCUGGGUAGUUUGUAGCUUUUAUCCUUUAUUAAAGAAGUUGCCAUAAACAUUCUUGUACACCUCCCAUGAACUCACUGGGUGUAGAAUAUUUAUGUUCAGAUUUCUUUUGUAUUUUAUGUAAAAUGUAUCUCAUUGCUGAUUACUAAUGAGAAUGGGCAUCUUUUUAUAUUUAUUGGCUCUUGUGAGUUUCCCUUUGGAAAUUACCUUUACAUGCUUUUGCUAAUUUCUGUCUGUAUCUUUGUCAUUUCUCUAUGUUAUAGGAGUGUGAUAUUUCUGAUGCCAGUUCUUUUCUCCUUGUCAAUGCCCCUCUUUAUGGCGUCUUGAUGAACAGUGAUUCUGAACUUUAAUCUGUUAGUUUCUGUGUCUCAUUCCCAAACUCCAAUUAUAAAUAUGUUCAACUUCAUUGUCUUCUUCAGCUUUUGAUGUUUGGUUUCAUGUUUAAAUUCUCAAUCAACCUGAAAUUGACUUUUGUUUGUGACAGAGUAUGACAAGUUUAUUGAUAAUGAUUUCAGAUUCCACAGUGCAACUAAUCUUUAAUAAAUAAAUGACCACUUGGUAAUACUGGUACUGUAUCAAAGAAGACUUUUCAAUUAUCUGAAGAGGCUAUAAAAAUACUUCCCCCUACCAUCUGUGUAUCUGUAUGUAGCUGAAUUUCUUCACCUACUUCAAUCAAAACAACAUACCACAGCAGAAUGAUUGUAAAAGCAAGUAUGAGAAUACAACCGUUCCUGUUAAGUAGACAUUAAAGAGAUAAUGCAAAAAUGUAAAAUAAUGCCACUCUUUUAAUUUUUUGUUUUGGAAAAUAUACUUAAAAAAUAAAGUACUAUUUAUUUAUGUUUA